UGCGGUUCAUCCCCCAGACCAGUAGGCGGCGCUGUAUCUGCAACAUGAGCUGCAUUCUGCUCUUAAACAAACCGCAGAAGAAGACGAGUAGUUGCGGGAAAACUGAAGCGGUUGCUUCCUGUGUUGAUAAACUCCAAACUCAGAAAACAAGCUUUUUAAACAAUCAUCAUGAAAACCCCAACGGCCACCGAUGUCAGAAAGGGGAUUUCAGUCCUUUGGGAGACUCUGCAGUGUCCCAUAUGCUUGGAUUUAAUGACGGCACCUAUUUCUACUAAGUGUGACCAUCAGUUUUGCAAAUUUUGUAUGAUGAAACUUUUGGACAACACUAAACAAAACAGGGCUAACUGUCCAGUGUGUAAAACCAAGAUAACCAAAAGGAGCUUGCAGGAGAGUCCUGGGUUUCAGAAACUUGUAGCAGGAUUGCAGGAUAUGAUACAGGCGUAUGAACACGACACUGGCACCAACUACAUAACUGGAAUGUCACAGCAAAAUGGACAAUCAGGAGUCACAGAUGCUGAAGCUGCUAAACAUUGUCACGAGAAUUCAUUUGGAGAUGCACCUGACAACGUGGAAAAUGUCGACAAUGAUGAUCUCUCAAGGUCUCACUCCUCGACUAUAGCAGCCCAGAAUGGAUUUGCAAGACUGAUGGGACUUGAAGACACAGAAAAUGAAGGCCUGGACAGCGGCCUUGGGGAGGCCCCACCAACUUCUGACAAGAAAAUGCACAGCCCUACAGAUAAUUUGGAACCAGUGGAAACAGAAAUGUCAGAAGUUGUGGAAACGUCAAUACGCAAAACUAGAGGCAAAAUGAGAUUCGUCCAAUCGGAGAAAGCCUCCCUUCGUCCACCAUUAAUUCCAGACGAGACCGAACAGCAACCUUUAAGAAAGUCCUCAAGGAAGAAACAGAACAAGGAUUUGGAUUCUGACAAGAUUCUUGGGGAGAAACAGAAGAAAAGUCUGGAGAAAGUUGCUGAGUGGCUAAUGAAAGUCCCGACUGAAGGAAGUCUCGAGUUAGAGAAACCCAACGAAGACUCCGAUGAUGAUGACAGCUGUUCUUCCGCUUCAACGAUAGAUGUCAGACAACACACCAUUGAUGUGAAUCCUAAGAGAGAGGAUCGCGCUAAAGCCCUUGAAGAGAAGGUGUUUGGGGCCGUCUACAAACGAGAGAGAAGAGGGACUGGACAGAGACUUGAUGUCUUUGUUGAACCACCAACAACUAAAGAAACACCAACCUUCUCCAAACUAAGGAGGAGGAACGCUCUCACUCCUGCUGAUUUCGCCAAGAAAACAAGCUCUGAAGAUAAAAGUGAAAUGGAGGAAGAGCAACACAGGAUAGAAGUAAAUGACACCAGCACUGACAUUUUCAAAGAAGCAAAACAGAUGGAGAUUAUGGAGGAAAAUGAUAUUGACAAACACGUGGAAGAGUUGAACAACUUACCGGAAAGUGACAAAAGUGAUGGCAAAGAUGAGGCUCCCUGUCCUGCGUCUGAUAUACAACAGCAACCAGAGAGAAAGUCAAAGAAGAGGAUGCGUAACGCUCCACAGCAGGUCGAUAGUGAUCUGCAAGAGCAAGCUGAGGCGAAGUCAGAAAGUACCGAGCAAAAGAAAGCCGACAAGAGGAAAGGUAAAAACACAAAGUCAGAAAAGGGCAAACCUGCUAGAGUGCCGAAACCCCUUGUUCUGGUUGGAGCUCAAAAUGGAGAAACCAGCCCCACAACUAGACCAAGGUCAGAAGAAGUCCAAGUUCAUAUUGAGAAUUACCCGAGCAGCGAAGACCAAGAACUCCCCGUCACGAGAAGCACCAGGAGAAGUAAAAGACUUCAACUCUUCGCUGACGAAGUCCAGGAAGGUCACAAGAAAGCAAAGUUGAAACCUGAAAAAGAAAGCAAUGUGGGAAAGAAAUCUGAGGAAGCUGAAGGUGGAAUAUUGGACAAUACGGCUUCACCUAAGAAUGGAAACGUGACAAAGAUGGCUGAAAGAAACGGAUGUAUUUAUGAUGAAGAUUUAGGAGAAAUAGAAAACAUGCAGUCUAGUGAGAGAGUAUCUUAUUUAGGGCCGACAGAAGAUGCUGAAGUGCCGAAUGCUGAAGCUAGUGCUGCGUGUAAUGUCACUGUGGUGCCAAGCUCUGCAAGUCCAACUGAAGCAGCUGUGGUAGAUCCAACACUUGAAAAUGACAACCCAAACAACACUCAGUUGGAAACCUUCGCUGGCCACACAAAAUGUGCUGGAGCAGAAAACGAGGAGGAUAGGAACGACAGCGAACUGGACACGGAGCAACUGCUCAGGAGCUUCAAAGCCACUAAAAGGAAAUCUUUCCAUCUUGGCGGUCCGAAUGUGAAAAGGAACCGUGGUUUAGACCAAAAAAGCGUGCAGGAUGAAGAGAAUCAGCGAGUUUGUUUUGGUGUUGAAUCUGCAAAAAAUCAGAUGCGCACAAAGGUAUCUGAAACCACCAACCAAGACGAUGAAAACUCAUCUUGCGGUGAUUUGAUAUCUCCUUCUAACUCGCCCGCCCCGACAAGAAAACUAGUCGUUGAGAAACCAGAUCAAGUUGUGGUAGAAGCCUCGAUCCCUGAUAGCAGUUGUUCGGGUCAGUUCGGCACCGGUGUCUCCAGGAAUAGUGUCAGCAGCGUCCUCACUCCUAAUAAAGUGUCAACACGUGAAAUAGAAAGUCCUCACUCUUCUGUCGAGCCUCAAGUAGUAGAUUCUGGGCUCCACUUCACAGCCGCUGAACACGAGGAAGUAAACGAACCCUCAAAGUGUUCUCAAAUCACAGAGAAUCAGCUUGACUGUACCGUGAGGGACGCUGGCAAAGGGAAGAAAGUAAGAGGCGGCAUUUCGGUGUCUAAUUCAGCUUCCAGUGCUGAACAUUUUGUAAACACAGAGUUCUCUUUAACUCCCGAUGGCCUUGGAAUACCAGUUGUUCAAAUUGUCCCUGAAGCAAAGCAGUCGUCCAGUCAUGGUAGCGAAGAGCUGAGCGCCCAUUCCUCCCUCAAGAGCAUGCCCAGGAAGAGGACGAGGGCCCAGAGGCUCGAGUCUUCAUCAGAGUCAGACUGCAGCGAAGAUGGAUUACCAACUUUGACGGAAAUUUUCGGGACAUCAGCUCCUCCCUCGAAGGAUCGGGGAGACUCCAGUGAAGCUCAUAGAUGUGAGGGUGCUACAGCCGGUGAAGCGCAACAGUUGAGCCGUCCACCUGCGUGCCCCAGCCCCGACUGUGUUAGCUCCAGCCAAGCGUCUGUGGACUUGUUCGGCACGCCGGAAGAAUGUGAUGUCCCAGUAAAUAACGUCGGCGCUUCCUCACAACUCGAAUCAUCACAAUUUUCAAGCGAAGUCCUUGUUACACAGCAAAAGAUCGAAAUGCAGAAGGAGCUAGUGAGGUUGGAGAAGUUGAUGGCUCUGGUGUCAGAGGUGCUUCAGGAGAAAGAAGACAGUCCCGUAAAAGAAGCGCCCUCAAAAACGAAUCAGAGCAGCAAAACCACAGGCCCAGACGCUCACAGACCCCUCCUGUGUGACCAGGACACAGGCCUAGGUUCAGACCGGAAAGCUGUUCCAGAAGUAGAGCGAGAGCCCAGCACGACGCCAUCUGAUGGCAACGGGGUCAACCAGCCCAGUGUCUCAAAGCCUGGCGGCGUUGCAGAGACGGCACCGCAGCGCUCCACACACACAGGACCGAGUGUAAAAGGCACCGGAGCCUCCAAGACUCCCUGUCCAAGUUCAGCAGCCAAAACGUUAAAGAGCGACAGUUCACCAUCAGACGAGCAAGAAGACAAAGAAAAUAACACUCCUCCGAGAGAGAGAAGUAAAGCUAAGAUGGUGCUAGCGUCGUCUGGAUUAGGCCCCAAUGAACAGAUAAUGGUCAAAAGGUUUGCCAAGCGAGUUGGUGCCCGUGUGGUUUCCCAGGUAACGCCGGAGGUGACCCACAUCAUAAUGCACACAGAUGAACAACUGGUAUGUGAGCGCACACUGAAGUACUUCCUUGGCAUCGCAGGCAGGAAGUGGGUGGUGAGCUUCCAGUGGAUUUCAGAGUGCUUCAAACAAAAGAAACUCUUGGAUGAGAGUGUCUUUGAAGUGAGAGGUGACGUGGUGAAUGGACCCAACCAUCUGGGCCCCAUGAGAGCUCGCACCACUGAAGACAAUAACUUGCUCAUGAAGGGCUACAAGAUCUGCUUCCAGGGGGCUUUUACAGACAUGACUACAGAUGAUAUGGAGUGGAUGGUGGAGCUCUGUGGAGCAGCUGUAGUCAAAGAUCCACUUCUCCUUGACGGUAAACAGAAGUCUCAUCAGCUUGUCGUCGUACAGCCUGGAUCAGAGUCGCCGUCGUCCGCAUACAGCAGUCUCUCUAGACGAGCUACAGUCGUGACACGCGGUUGGCUGUUGGAUACCGUGGCAACCUACACCCUUCAAAACUACAACAGGUACACAACAUGAGCUGAGGAACUACACUACACCCACAGCACUGACGCAUUUUACAACUUCUGUUUUUUUAAUGUUCAAAACUGUCAUCCAUCUGUUUUAUUGACAAAGCCCUGUAUUGUGUUUGCAUAACAUGAUGUAUAUAAAGUUUAAUCAACAGAAGAUG
Sebastes umbrosus (honeycomb rockfish) is the source of this 4576-nucleotide messenger RNA. RefSeq names its product breast cancer type 1 susceptibility protein homolog. Gene Ontology annotation, molecular function: ubiquitin-protein transferase activity; metal ion binding. The transcript has 21 exons. The record is from RefSeq and is a predicted model, not a curated record. Gene Ontology annotation, biological process: positive regulation of transcription by RNA polymerase II; dosage compensation by inactivation of X chromosome; double-strand break repair via homologous recombination. Gene Ontology annotation, cellular component: BRCA1-BARD1 complex; BRCA1-A complex; plasma membrane. The coding region runs from base 169 to 4425 and encodes 1418 amino acids. NCBI's taxonomy places the organism in Eukaryota, Metazoa, Chordata, Actinopteri, Perciformes, Sebastidae.